This is a messenger RNA of Lampris incognitus (smalleye Pacific opah), 1169 nucleotides long. It is a transcript of the gene atp1b2b, whose product is annotated as ATPase Na+/K+ transporting subunit beta 2b. The transcript is spliced from 8 exons. Gene Ontology annotation, molecular function: ATPase activator activity. Bases 1 to 885 code for a protein of 294 amino acids. Gene Ontology annotation, cellular component: sodium:potassium-exchanging ATPase complex. Lineage: Eukaryota; Metazoa; Chordata; Actinopteri; Lampriformes; Lampridae. Gene Ontology annotation, biological process: intracellular potassium ion homeostasis; intracellular sodium ion homeostasis; potassium ion import across plasma membrane. The record is from RefSeq and is a predicted model, not a curated record.
AUGGCAAAGGAUGGGGACAGCAGUGAAUGGAAGGACUUUAUAUGGAACCCGAGGACGCGGGAAUUCAUGGGCAGGACGGCGAGCAGCUGGGGUCUGAUCCUGCUCUUCUACCUAAUAUUCUACAUCUUCUUAGCCGGCUUGUUUACGCUCACCAUGUAUGUCAUGCUGCAGACUUUGGAUGACCACAAACCAACUUGGCAAGACCGGCUCUCCACACCAGGCAUGAUGAUCAGACCCAAAGGACAGGAGGCUCUUGAGAUUGUCUAUAACGUUCACAACACUGAGAGCUGGGACAUGUACGCCCAGGCCCUGAACAAGUUCCUUGACCCCUACAAUGACUCAGUCCAGGUCCAGAAGAAUGACGAGUGCACCCCGGACCAGUACUUUGUGCAGGAGGACAGCGGCGAUGUGAAGAACAACCCAAAGCGGUCUUGUCAGUUCAACCGCACCAUCUUGGACAUGUGCUCUGGACUCACUGACCGUUACUAUGGAUACAAGGAUGGCAAGCCAUGCAUCAUCAUCAAGUUGAAUCGGGUGAUUGGGAUGCUGCCAGGGAAGGACGGCAAGGCUCCGUACGUCACCUGUGGGGCAAAGAGGUACAAAGUUGGCAAAGAUGAGUGGAGAGAAGACUCUGAGAAGAUUGGGGAGUUAACAUACUUCCCACCCAAUGGCACGUUCAACCUCAUGUACUAUCCUUACUACGGCAAGAAAGCUCAGGUGAACUACUCUCAGCCUUUGGUUGCCGUCAAGUUCAACAACAUUACAGCCAACGAAGACAUCAACAUCGAGUGCAAGAUUAAUGCCAACAAUAUUCCCACUGGAAAUGAAAGAGACAAAUUUGCCGGAAGAGUGUCUUUCAAGCUAAGGAUCAACACCAACAACUAGGUUACUCUCCCUCCCCUAAACAUGCUCUCAACUACUUUUCUUCAUUCUCUGCAGCAGUGUGAACGCACAGAAACAAAUAACAGUAUUUGCACCCUUGUCUUGAUGAGCUAAGUCUGUUUGCAGCCCCCGGGCUCGGGCAGUUUGUCUUGUGUGUGACGAGAGAGGGUGAGAGUGGGUGAGAGGAAAGGGUGAUAAUCCUGUCAUUAUUUCUGUCUGUCAACUGUGGGAUGAUUUCUUUUCUGUAAAUUAGUUUGAGGUGACGUCUAUUUAUACUGCAUGACAAA